CCUGUCGUACGCUGCCCAGCGCUGCUUGGCCCUCACCGAACGAAGAAAAAUCUCCAAUGGUUGCCGUGGAAAGACAGGAUGUGCGUUCGGGUCCCCGAGUGCCACAGUGGUAUGCCGGUCGGUCGGUGCUGGUGACAGGGGCCACCGGCUUCCUGGGGAUAGCCAUUGUGGAGAAGCUGCUGCGGUCCUGCCCUGACAUUGGCACUAUCUACAUGCUGGUGCGGCCAAAGCGUGGACAGGACCCCCAGGCGAGGCUGGAAGCCUAUGUGUCCAAUGUUGUGUUCUCGAAGGUUCAAGAAGAGCAGCCCGAUUUCGCGCGCCACCUGUCCGUGAUCGCUGGCGAUGUCAGCUCACCGGACUUCCGGCUGGCAGAGCAGGAGAUGGCGGCUCUGCGGCGUGACGUCAGCAUCGUCUUCCACUGCGCUGCAAGCGUCCGCUUCGACGACAGCCUGCGCCAGGCCGUCACCACCAACGUGGUGGGCACCAAGCGCGUGCUGCAGCUGGCCGAGCAGCUGCCCAACCUGCAGGUAUUCCUGUACAUCUCUACCUCCUUCUGCCAGUCAGACCAUCAAGUCGUUGAAGAAAAAUUGUACCCAGCAAAAGCAGACCCAGAAAUGAUUAUGAAUAUUGUUUCCUCGAUGGACGAUGAUCUUUUAGGGCUUAUAACACCAAAGUUGCUGGGAAAUCUACCGAACACAUACGCCUUGACGAAGAACCUGACAGAGGAGCUGGUGGCGAGGUACUCCGACCGGCUGCCUAUCGUCAUUGCCAGGCCGUCCAUUGUGGUAUUGGCCUGGAAAGAGCCGCUGGAAGGGUGGGUACCGAAUAUGAAUGGACCCCUCGGCUUCCUCGUAGCUGGUGGGAAAGGCGUACUGAGGGCUAUAUUAGCAGACUUCAGCCUCUCAUCAGACCUCAUACCCAUCGACUGCACAGUGAACGCCAUCAUCACAGUGGCGUGGCAUGUUGCAGAAACGAGGCAGCCGAGUCCAUAUGUUUGCAACAUAACUAAUGGGAAUCAGAAUAAAGUCACCUGGGCUAGCAUCUUGAAGAAUCUGAAGAGAAUUAAUACGACGGAGGUUCCUUUGAGACCAGUUCUGUGGUAUGGUGAGCCAAUUGUGACGACUUCUGUUGUGUGGUACACAAUUUGCCACUUCUUCCUCGAAGUUCUGCCUGCGCAUGUUCUAGACUUCUUCAUCCGCCUUUCUGGAAGAAAACCAUUCUUGGUGAAAGUAAACAAUCGUUUGCAAUCUGCCAAGAUCAUGUUGCGGUAUUACAUGUUACACGAAUGGACAUUUAUCAACAGAAAUAUUAUUUCGCUAUAUAAAUCUAUGGCUCCUGAGGAUCAAGAAAUCUUUUAUUUUAAUCUUAAUGACAUUGAUCAGUAUGAAUUUUGUAAAAAGGGAAUUAUUGGAGCGAAGCGGUACCUUCUGAAUGAGAGCCUCGAUGAUAUACCCGGUGAUUUGAGAUACAUGAGAAGGAUGUACCUGUUGCACAUUACAGUGCUAACACUUUUCUAUGGCCUGCUACUCUGGCUGCUGUACUCGUGGUCAUGGCCAGCACUGGAGAUGGUUGAAACGGCAAUGGAAUACUUGACUUCUGCGUUUCAUGGAUCUCCUUUUAUUAGAAUACACACAGACGAAGGUCCUGUUACUUCUACUGUGUUGCCAGACGAUGUGGUUGAUGUGUCACACAGCUGACUCCUCUGUUGCGUUUUAUUCAAAUAACUAGUUUCAAUUUUAUGCUAGUAAUUGGUUCCAAUAAGAUUUCCUCAUUACCAAAACCUGUAAGAAGGAGAAAAUUUGUUCACAAAAUCUAGCCUGUGUAAAGAAAACUGUAAACAUCCAAUUGUUUAUUUUUAAGUAUAUGAUAUCAUUGUUAACAAAUACAAGCAACAACAAUGUGUUUCUGUCAUAUUGUUACUGUACCACAGUUUUACUGUGGGUAAUAGGACAGCACAUACUUCAUACGAAUACAGUGCUGAUAAAAAUGCUAUGUGGUAUGGAAUAAUGGAACAUUUAAGUUUAAA
This is a messenger RNA of Schistocerca cancellata (South American locust), 2026 nucleotides long. Its product is annotated as fatty acyl-CoA reductase 1-like. Gene Ontology annotation, biological process: long-chain fatty-acyl-CoA metabolic process. Bases 57 to 1697 code for a protein of 546 amino acids. The transcript has 9 exons. Lineage: Eukaryota; Metazoa; Arthropoda; Insecta; Orthoptera; Acrididae. Gene Ontology annotation, cellular component: peroxisome. Gene Ontology annotation, molecular function: alcohol-forming very long-chain fatty acyl-CoA reductase (NADP+) activity. The record is from RefSeq and is a predicted model, not a curated record.